Molecule: messenger RNA, 597 nt
Organism: Ylistrum balloti
Lineage: Eukaryota; Metazoa; Mollusca; Bivalvia; Pectinida; Pectinidae
Exons: 3
Coding region: 1-597 (198 amino acids)
Biological process (GO): cell-matrix adhesion
Cellular component (GO): lysosome; extracellular region
Molecular function (GO): calcium ion binding
Source: RefSeq, a predicted model, not a curated record
AUGGCGUCGACAAAUUUCUUUAUGGUAGUUUUAGUUGUUGUUUUUAUGUCUUUGGUAACCAAUGGUCAAAAACCAUGUUGUUCGCCAGAAAAAUGGACGGCACAUUUGCUCCAAAAAACAGGGGCUUACAACGCUGCUACAUCCGGGGCUUCCAAACGUAAUGUCAGCAGCCACAUUUAUUACGACUACACGUUGAAAAAAUUGGCCAUCUUCUCUGACGUAAGAAACACGACAUUCAACUCGAGCACUUACUUACAAAGGAUCAUGGACUUUAAUAAGGGUGUAGAGUGGAGGAUUAAUGGGAAGAACUGUACACGUCACCAGACCACGGAACCUAUGCCCCAGCCGUGUUUCUUAGAUGGCGCGGAUUUCUUCGGUUACCACAACAUGGCAGAGAUGCCGGUAGAAGUAUGGUUCAAGGACGAUAACAAAGGUCAUACGUCACGGACUACCAUGUCACGUGAGCCGUGCGUACUGGUUACCGAAACGACGAGGUCCAUGGGGCCAGGAUUAGGUAAGUAUAACAAGCACCAUAAAGAAGAGGGAAAUGGGUUUGGUCGUUUUUGUAUUAACAGAGAUAAACGAGUCCGAUCCUGA